Messenger RNA from Coregonus sp. 'balchen', 5479 nucleotides. NCBI's taxonomy places the organism in Eukaryota, Metazoa, Chordata, Actinopteri, Salmoniformes, Salmonidae. The record is from the annotation of a GenBank genome assembly.
UGUUAUUGUGAGCUGUAAAAUUUCUUUUUGCGCAGUUCUAUCAUAACGUAGUGAGGUGUGAUUGCGACGCCCGAAACUAAACCACGCCUCCCAUCAGCAACUUCUUCAUAAACACCUGCAUGUGGCUCUCAGAGAACACUGAGUAUGUCAGUCUUGAGGUGGUGUGUGUCUCCCUGCGGUCCCGUGUUUCCAGACAAACUUUAGAGUUGGUGCAGCAUUAGUAGACUACAGGCCAGAGUUGACAUCGAUCAGCAAUAAUUUGCCGAGGCUUUUUUUGUUUUUGAAACUUUUCCUUAUUAUAUAACUUAUUUGUUUAUUCAUCCACUUUCUGCAAUGUCUUCUAACUGUAACAACAGCGUAGGCCUUAACUGCCCUAUUCCCAGUCGCGUUGAGCAGUCGAAAGACUGGUCUCAGCUGCCCUACAGUCAGACGCCCGGAGGCACCCUGUUCUCCACGACGCCUGGAGGUAAGUUAUGCAAAAAUAACGGAAUUCUGCCAACUACUUGGCAUAUUGAACAGGGGCGUCAUGCACCACAAUCUGAGGGGGCACAAAGUAGGUGAGGAUGGCUGGGAGGGGGGCUUUUUCAUUUUUCAAACACCUGAAACGACUUAUCUAGAGUCAUAAGCAUAUGCUUAAUUCUAUGUCAAUGUCUUUCUGCAUAUCUAAGCAUACCUCUUGAGCUGUCUGUAUCCUCCUGAUUGGUGGUUCUAUUUAAAAAAAAACUAAAUAUGCUUCUCUGCUAAAAUCUGGGUAGAAGAUUGAAAGGAAUGUGAGUCUUAUUCAGUACAUUUAGUUAUUGCCUGCUUUUCUAAAGUCUACCAACCUUGCCAGCAGGCAUGCCAGCUAAGAUGGUUAGACAAGCUAGCUACUCUAACUUGAUAGCUACACUGAACAAAAAUAUAAACGCAACAUGUAAAGUGUUGGUCCCAUGUUUCAUGAGCUGAAAUAAAAAAUCCCAGAAAUGUUCCAUAUGCACAAGGUUAUUUCUCUCAUUUUGUGCACAAAUUAGUUAACAUCCCUGUUAGUGAGCAUUUAUCCUUAGCUAAGAUAAUCUAUCCACCUGACAGGUGUGGCAUAUCAAGAAGCUGAUAAAACAGCAUGUCAUUACACAGGUGCACCUUGUGCUGGGGACAAUAAAAGGCCACAUUAAAAUGUGCAGUUUUGUCACACAACACAAUGCCACAGAUGUCAAAAUUUUGAGGGAGGGUGCAAUUGGCAUGCUGACUGCAGGAAUGUCCACCAGAGCUGUUGCCAGAGAAUUUAAUCUUCAUUUCUCUACCAUAAGCUGCCUCCAAUGUUGUUUUACUGGCCUCACAACCACAGACCACGUGUAAUCACGCCAGCCCAGGACCUCCACAUCUGGCUUCUUCACCUGCAGGAUUGUUUGAGGGGGGUGGGGGGAAUUCUGAGGAGUAUUUCUGUCUGUAAUGAAGCCAUUUUGUGGAGGAAAACUCAUUCUGAUUGGCUGGGCCUGGCUCCCCAGUGGAUGGGCCUAUGCCCUCCAAGGCCCACCCAUGGCUGCACCCCUGCCCAGUCAUGUGAAAUCCAUAGAUUAGGGCCUAAUGAAUUUAUUUCAAUUGACUGACUUCCUUAAAUGAACUGUAACUCAGUAAAAUCUUUGAAAAUGUUGCAUUUUAUAUUUUUGUUCAGUAUAGUUACAGUGAGGGGAAAAAAGUAUUUGAUCCCCUGCUGAUUUUGUACGUUUGCCCACUGACAAAAAAAUGAUCAUGGUGCGUUUAUUCGCAAAUGGGAAGAAACACAAAAUAAACUGUCAAUUCUACUGGCUAUGGGGCUCCAUGCAAGAUCUCACCUCGUGGAGUUGCAAUGAUCAUGAGAACGGUGAGGAAUCAGCCCAGAACUACACGGGAGGAUCUUGUCAAUGAUCUCAAGGCAGCUGGGACCAUAGUCACCAAGAAAACAAUUGGUAACACACUACGCCGUGAAGGACUGAAAUCCUGCAGCGCCCGCAAGGUCCCCCUGCUCAAGAAAGCACAUAUACAGGGCCGUUUGAAUGAUUCAGAGAACUGGGUGAAAGUGUUGUGGUCAGAUGAGACCAAAAUUUGGCAUCAACUCAACUCGCCGUGUUUGGAGGAGGAGGAAUGCUGCCUAUGACCCAACCCCCGUCAAACAUGGAGGUGGAAACAUUAUGCUUUGGGGGUGUUUUUCUGCUAAGGGGACAGGACAACUUCACCGCAUCAAAGGGAUGAUGGACGGGGCCAUGUACCGUCAAAUCUUGGGUGAGAACCUCCUUCCCCUCAGCCAGGGCAUUGAAAAUGGGUCGUGGAUGGGUAUUCCAGCAUGACAAUGACCCAAAACACACGGCCAAGGCAACAAAGGAGUGGCUCAAGAAGAAGCACAUUUAGGUCCUGGAGUGGCCUAGCCAGUCUCCAGACCUUAAUCCCAUAGAAAUUCAGUGGAGGGAGCUGAAGGUUCGAGUUGCCAAACAUCAGGCUCGAAACCUUAAUGACUUGGAGAAGAUCUGCAAAGAGGAGUGGGACAAAAUCCCUCCUGAGAUUUGUGCAAACCUGGUGGCCAACUAGAAGAAACGUCUGACCUCUGUGAUUGCCAACAAGGGUUUUGCCACCAAGUACUAAGUCAUGUUUUGCAGAGGGGUCAAAUACUUAUUUCCCUCAUUAAAAUGCAAAUCAAUUUAUAACAUUUUUGACAUGCGUUUUUCUGGAUUUUUUUGUUGUUAUUCUGUCUCUCACUGUUCAAAUAAACCUACCAUUAAAAUUAUAGACUGAUCAUGUCUUUGUCAGUGGGCAAACGUACAAAAUCAGCAGGGGAUCAAAUACUUUUUUCCCUCACUGUAUGAGGUUGGGAGAUUGGUAACCAAUCUGUGCUAGCAAAAGCCAACUUCAUAAAGUUGCUCGGUGGCUAGUAGUAUUACAGGGAAACCAACAUUUUUUUUAUUAUUUUUAUUUUUUUAAACAGGACAAAUCUGAGGGCAUGAUGCCUCUGAUAUUGAAAAACACACUGAUAUGCCUUGGAUUGUACUGUAGCUACUAGUUUGGAGAAUAAAGCACCAGUACCUAAAGAUAGACAUCAGGAGCUCUGUGCCGCUUUUGUGCCAUUUUGUUUUUACGAACUUAUGUACAGUACUUACAUUCCUAUUGCAUUAAAUGCACUUUGACCUGUUUCCAUAAUUUUAGCUGCAUCCGUUUAUUGUUUGGAUCAAUCAAUUACAGAUUAAAUUAUCUGUCAAGAUCUGUGGGAGUGUACGUUUAACCCUUAUUUUACCAGGUGAGUUGACUGAGAACACAUUCUCAUUUACAGCUACGACCUGGGGAUUAGUUACAGGGGAGAGGAAGAGGGAUGAAUGAGCCAAUUGGAAGCUAUGUGUGUGAGGAGGAUAAAUCAGCAGCCUUUCAGGGAAAACUGAGGGGAUUGAGAUCCAGAGAGUAAUGAAUAACUGUAUGACAACAGGUACAUAGGUGUGAUUUGUAUUAUGCUUCUGUUAUCAGUACAGUAUAUGAAAUAUGUCGGAUCAGCAGGUUCUCUGAUAGUUGCCUAGUAGUGCAUGAUCAGGAUCAGAUAAUUGUGAGCGCUUAUACUUGGAAUCACUGAGGGGAUCUUUGUAGUGUAGGUGCAGAACUCCAGCCUUUGGACCCCCCCUCCCUAGUCUACCCCUUCUGUUCAGGACACACUGCAGUCUCAGGAGUUGAGUUGCAUAACAUGUUUUCCCUGCCUUUUAUGACCAGAUACAGUGAGUGCAAAAUGGGAAAAGUACAGGAUUGAAAGUAAAGACCUCCUAUUUUUCUAUGUAGCCUGCACUAAUAGUCCAUUGGAUAACUAUUGUGCACAAGAAUACCUCAUGAUCUAGACACACUGCUGCACCUCAUGACUGGUACUACUGUCUGUGUUUUCUCUCUGAGAGACACUUUAAGCCCUUUGUUAUCAUUACAGGAACCAGGAUCAUCUAUGACAGAAAGGUCCUGCUGGAGUGUCGGAAUUCACCGAUCGCGCGCACCCCCCCAUGCUGCCUCCCCCAUAUCCCAGGGGUCACGGUGCCGGCCCUGCACCCUCUGGGCAAGCUGAAGGAGAUGGAGGAGAACAAAGACUUCUCAGGUAAGCCCUUAUACUAACAGUGAGUACUGAAUACCCUAUGAGACCCACUAGCCUCUUGCCCCAGCCAGGCCUUUUGGUCACCUGCUCUCCCAAAGCCGUGUGGACUCAUCUCCCACAUGGCUUUGUAGCAGAUACCGUAUGUGCUUUUGUGUGCAGGUGCGCACCUACUGAGCAACUCAAAAUAACACCUUUUCAGGGCUCCUCUAAGAAAAACUUGGAACAGGUUUUAACUUGUUUUGUUCUUAGAAGCGGUGCAAGGACAGUUAAUUAAGUAAUUGCACUCAUUCCGUCGUAAUAGUUCACAGUGAAGGGAAACAGAAAGCAGUUGCUUAUGUCUGAAAUGUGUCUAGGAGAACUAUACAUUUGUUUCACGGUGCAUUUGUUUAUAUCCUGAGAUAAAAAUACAGUAUCUUCUUGUCAUUCAGUCCCUGUCACUAGAUUUACUCUAUCGUGUAUUCAGAUGAUGUUCUGAUGUCUCUCCUCCCUAACUUGCCUAAUUUUUCUGUCUCCUUAAAUUUCACAAAUAAAUAUGAGGGGACAGGUGGCUUGGUUCAGGCGGAUGUUAAUAAGUACUUUAUUUCAGAUAAGGAAGGUACAUAGGCCUAUUGUCAUCAGUGCAGUGUGUAUGAGGUGGCAAAUGGCCAGACUCUCACCUAGUGUGCAAACCAGUCAGUUUGUGUGUGUUUUGACUUUUUUGUACCAGCACUAGGCCAAGUUUCAAGGUGAACCGCUCCAUGAGAAAAGCAAACAAAAAUCUGUCAAGCUGCUGGCCAAGCCUUGUGCUGCAUAUCUUGUGACCACCCCAUUUAGGUUGCACGUGCCAGAAAGGGCUCUAUCAGUGUGCAUAGCUUCUUGGAAAUUCAGGAAAGGAUAUGUCCACAAAGCUGACUUGUGUUCUCUCUUCUGUCCCUACAGCUGAUGAUGCCCAGUUUGUAAUUGACAUCUGAACCUACUCAUCCAAACCAGCUCUGUUGGAGAAAUUGUAUUCCGUUCAGACCACUGGGUGGUCUUUCUACUGGUCAGCGGACAGAACACUCACUUUAUAUUCCCUUCUGUUAAAUCCUGGUGGAUGACUCAAGAACCGUUAAAUGCUCAGAGUUGAUCUCUGAGGCUAGAGGAAGAACUCUGGGUACAUUUUGUAAGGGUGGCUGCAGUCAGUCUGCUAGCUGUGCCAAGGAGGGUAACACAGAUUGUUCUGCUGCUUUUAUCUUGAUAUACUAUUUAUUCUGUACACUUGGUACUUUUGUUUUUACAGGAUUAAUUCAUGUAUAAUUAGACUUUUUUUGUGGGAACAAAUAUUUUCAUGUUGCAUUUUUAUAUGUGAUAUGUGGGUUGGCAGCCGAUUAUGAGGUGAUCCAGAGAUUACUUCAGUUAAUCUCUGGGCUCUUUGACAGUGUGUGCUGUUCAGCU